Molecule: messenger RNA, 1735 nt
Organism: Cryphonectria parasitica EP155
Lineage: Eukaryota; Fungi; Ascomycota; Sordariomycetes; Diaporthales; Cryphonectriaceae
Product: family 72 glycoside hydrolase
Exons: 3
Coding region: 1-1386 (461 amino acids)
Biological process (GO): fungal-type cell wall (1->3)-beta-D-glucan biosynthetic process
Cellular component (GO): fungal-type cell wall; cytoplasm
Molecular function (GO): 1,3-beta-glucanosyltransferase activity
Source: RefSeq, a predicted model, not a curated record
AUGAAGACACAGACUUCCUUGGCCACAGCUGCCGCGCUGUUCACAUCCUUUGCUUCGGCCCUCGACUACCUUAGCAUCGCCGGCUCAAACUUCAUCAACAACUCCACAGGCGACCGGUUCGAUAUCAUUGGAGUCACAUAUCAGCCUGGUGGCUCAGCAGGAUUCGAUGGCACGUCUGAUCCCCUCAGCGAUGCCACAGCCUGUCUCCGAGAUGCCAUCCUCCUGCAGCAGCUUGGUGCCAACACGAUCCGUGUCUACAACCUUUCGCCUGACCUGAACCACGACCAGUGUGCUUCUAUCUUCAACGCGGCGGGCAUCUACAUGAUCAUCGAUGUCAACUCGGGCCUGACCGGUCAGUACAUUGACCGGUCCGACCCUGGCAGCACCUACACGCUGGACUACAUGAAGCACAUCUUCGCCAUGGUCGAGGCGUUUUGGAGCUACCCCAACCUGCUGGGCUUCUUCGCGGGCAACGAGAUCCUGAACCAGGACAGCUCCUCGGACGCGCCUGCGUACAUCCGCGCCGUGGUGCGCGACAUGAAGGAGUACAUCGACCUGCACGCGCCCCGCACCAUCGGCGUCGGCUACUCUGCCGCUGAUGUGUCGACGAUGCUGCAGGACACCUGGUCGUACCUGGGCUGCACCCUGGAGAACUCGACCUACAGCAAGAUGGACUUCUUCGGCCUCAACGACUACGAGUGGUGCGGCGACAGCUCCUACACCGAGUCCGGCUACGACACCCUCGUCACCGACUUCUCGGGCACCGACAUCCCCGUCUUCUUCAGCGAGUACGGCUGCAACCUGGUCACCCCCCGCACCUUCACCAACGUGCCCGUCCUGUACGGCUCCGACAUGACUGAGCUCUCGGGCGGCCUGGUCUACGAGUACUCCCAGGAGAGCGACGACUACGGCCUGGUCGCCAUCAACUCGUCCACCGAGGUGACCCUGCUGGAGGACUACAACUUCCUCAAGGAGGAGUUCGCCAAGAUCGACACCAGCCUCAUCACCGCCGCCAACAAGACCGCCGAGGACGCCGCCGUCACCACUUGCGCCUCCUCCCUCAUCACCGAGUCCACCUUCCUGGCUGACUGGGACCUGCCCACUCGCCCCUCGGGCGGUGACUCUCUCGUCACCAGCGGAAUCACCAGCGCCUCCACCGGUGCCAUCACCAGCGUGACCGCCACCUCCAUGCCCGCCACCGUCUACAACUACACCGGCGCCACUGUCACCGGUCUUGCCCUCAACGCCGACUCUGCCGGCACCGCCUCCUCCAACAGCAGCAGCUCCUCCAAGAGCGCCGCCAACGCUGUCUCCGUCGACUACCGCGCCAUGGCCGUCGUCGGCUCCAUCGUGGCUGCCUUCAUCGGUGGUGUCGCCGCUCUGUAAGGAAAGCCUUGCGGAUCGGGAUGAGAAUGACAAGUUUAGUAGACAGAAGAAGGGGGUUCCAGCAAGAUGGGAUUGAGUCCUGCCUUGGGGAUUAUUGUCAUUGAUGCAUGAUCAUAUUUAAUGGUUUCAUGGAUCUCGAGGCGUUUUUGGGACUGAACUGGCUCAGCUUUAAAGGUGGUGGGUUUCAAUUACCUUUCAGACAUGCAAAUAUGUCUUGGCAUGAAUUUGUAGGGAUCGGAGUCUUGUUCUGAACAUAUAUAUACCUUUCUGGGAACACUUUUUUUUCUUUUUAUAUGGAGAUAGCAUAGAAUGGACCGUGUCCGUUAAUGAAGAGAGAUUUCGCUUUUUG